This is a messenger RNA of Arabidopsis lyrata subsp. lyrata, 1465 nucleotides long. RefSeq names its product serine/arginine-rich splicing factor RS31. The record is from RefSeq and is a predicted model, not a curated record. The transcript is spliced from 7 exons. Bases 522 to 1253 code for a protein of 243 amino acids. Gene Ontology annotation, molecular function: RNA binding. NCBI's taxonomy places the organism in Eukaryota, Viridiplantae, Streptophyta, Magnoliopsida, Brassicales, Brassicaceae. Gene Ontology annotation, cellular component: nuclear speck. Gene Ontology annotation, biological process: mRNA splicing, via spliceosome.
CGUCGUCCUCUAGGGUUUGUUUAUCGUUUCUUCUCCGAUCGUUUAAGGACUUGCAAAUUAGGAUAAAGAUGAGGCCAGUGUUCGUCGGCAAUUUCGAGUAUGAAACGCGCCAGUCGGAUUUGGAACGAUUGUUCGACAAGUAUGGGAGAGUCGAGCGAGUGGACAUGAAAUCUGGAACUUUUCUUCAAAGGAACAAGAAUUGCCAUCUUCUUCUUCUUCCUGCAAAAAACAUUUCUACAUUUUCAUGCCUGCCUUUAUCAUCUUGUGCCUACCAAUCUUCGCUGAUUCUAGAGAAACUUUGGAAUUUGUCUAUCUAUACCAAUCAGUCGAUGGUUCAGAUGGAAGUCUGUUGAAUCCAUCAUUGCCAUGCCUUGCCUUCCAUAUCUGAACUCCUCCACUCAGAAUCUUGAAGCAUUCCUUGCAAAUCACUCAGAAUUGUUUUUAUAAAAUUGGUGUUUUUAAAACAAAAUCCUGAUUUCCUGUGUUAUGCUACAAAUCUUGAUUUUCUACUACAUCAUGGAAUGCCUCUACAUCUCAUGUUCACCAGCCUUCACAUAUAUGCAGGAUAUGCUUUUGUGUACUUUGAGGAUGAACGUGAUGCUGAAGAUGCGAUUCGCAAGCUUGACAAUUUCCCUUUUGGAUAUGAGAAACGCAGAUUAUCAGUUGAAUGGGCAAAGGGUGAACGUGGCAGGCCUCGUGGUGAUGCGAAAGCCACUUCAAAUCUGAAGCCUACAAAGACACUGUUUGUCAUUAACUUUGACCCCAUUAGAACAAAAGAGCACGACAUUGAAAAGCACUUUGAGCCCUAUGGUAAGGUCAUCAACGUGCGUAUCAGACGCAACUUCUCAUUUGUUCAGUUUGAAACACAAGAAGAUGCCACAAAAGCCCUUGAAGCUACUCAAAGAAGCAAAAUAUUGGAUAGGGUUGUUUCUGUGGAGUAUGCCUUGAAGGAUGACGAUGAAAGAGAUGAUCGAUAUGGUGGUCGUAGCCCGAGAAGAUCUCUUAGUCCUGUGUACCGUAGGCGUCCAAGUCCAGAUUAUGGUAGGCGUCCAAGCCCUGAUUAUGGUAGACGUCCAAGUCCAGAUAAUGGUCGUGCACGAAGCCCAGAAUACGACAGAUACAAAGGUCCAGCAGCUUAUGAAAGACGCAGGAGUCCAGAUUAUGGACGAAGGAGUUCUGAUUAUGGUAGACAAAGGAGUCCUGGUUAUGACCGAUACAGAAGUCGUUCUCCAGUCCCAAGAGGAAGACCUUGAAGAAGAUUGAACAAUGCAGAACACAGGAGUUAUGUUGUGUUUUGAGUUAGAAGAUGCUUUUUGAUGUUUUGAAAGCCUUUGUUAACUUUGGGAUCUUAUGCUGUGUGACUUUAUAGUUUUUAGAAUUGGAAGACUUUUAUCUCAAAAUUAGUAGAAACUUCAUAAUGGCGCUUUUUUGUUACGAUAUGUUAUUAUUACUUGGUUCAUGUACC